AUGCAGUCUAGUCAACCUGUUGCCGAGACUACCUCUUCCGUUCAGACUUCGUCCAACGUACCCGCUAUAAUCCAUACUGCAACUGUUGCACGAUCCGAGGCGAACCUCUUUCACUGUACUGUUGACGGAUGUCCGAAGAAGUAUAAGAAUGCGAACGGUCUUAAAUAUCACAGAGCGCAUGGUCAUAGUCCUCGGACAGAUAAUGGCGAGAAGCCCUACAAAUGCCAGGUGAAUGGUUGUACAAAAUCUUAUAGGAACCCGAACGGACUGAAGUAUCAUUUAGAUCACCAUCAUUCAGGACAAAAUGUCCAGAUUACUAAUAACACUGCCGUAUCGGUGGAUCAAAAAAUAUCUAUUUCUCAAUAA
Paraglomus occultum is the source of this 366-nucleotide messenger RNA. Lineage: Eukaryota; Fungi; Glomeromycota; Glomeromycetes; Paraglomerales; Paraglomeraceae. The record is from the annotation of a GenBank genome assembly.